AUGGGUUCAGGUAGUACAAAAGGUGCCAAGACGACGUCAACCAAUGAAGUUGUAGCAGAUGUGAUACUACCCGGUGCAACAGAGGCUUUUACGGUGCGGGGAAAAGUUGGCCGUCCUAAGCCCACACCGGAACAUACUGACGACGCUGAAAGAGAUUCAGUGACAAACACCCGACUCUUCACUGGAAGUGACAAUCGCCCUGUGCCAGAUGAAACUGAAACAUCUAAAACAAUUGGUAACAAACAGUAUCACCAGCCGACUGGCAAAAUCUCUGGUUCUCAUCGUGAAGAAGUGCGGCCUAAGUCUGCUGCAGCUAAGAAGAGUAGCACCGCUACAGUGACAGAAGUGGCAAAGGAUACUUACACUAUUGAAUAUGAAAAUCAGCGGUUUGAUGUAUCGGGUAGUGAAUUUUCCACAUUUCUGCAAGAUGCAGCUGAAAUGACGGUCACAGAUACAUUAAAAGUUUCUGAUCCAUUCCAAGCUGGUGGGUCUGGAAAAACCUUUCAAUUUAAAGUGUUGAAACCACAAUCUGGCGAAGGACCAAUGAGACUGCAGCUUCAGAAUCGUUACAUGGAAGUAGAAGAUUUGGAAGAGGAUGUGAUUGAUGAGAUACUGGGUGUGCCAGUCACAAGUAACAAAGAAAAUGAAAGUCCAGAUGAAAAGAUUUCUGAGAAAAAAGAGCAAAUGAGACAGGCUUUACAAAUGAAAAAGACACAACUCACAAAAGAACAGUAUGAACAGAUGAUAGCCAAUCACAAACAAGAAACGGAGUUAAUGGAAUUAAUCAGGAAGAAGGAGAAAAACAGACAACAGAUAGCGUUGGAAGAAAAGAUGAACCAACGGAGAAUACGUAAAAAAAGAAAAGAGGCUGAGAAAAGGGAACAGGAUUUGCUGCUUGCAGGACAGGCUUCUCAGUAUCAGAGUACCAAAGGUAAAUCCUCACAGGAAUCUGAGAUGGACGAAAACAAAAAGAAGGAGAUUGAAGAUGAAAUCGCUAAAAAAAAUUCUGAAUUUGAACGUGAACUACAACUGAAGAAACAUCAACUGUCUGAACACGAGUACCAACUGAUAAUUGCUGAGCAUAAGCAGCAUAUGAUAGAAAUGACCAAAGAUCUAGAGAUAGCGGGUGAGCGUCAGAAACAAGCACUUGCUGCUAAACUAGAGGAGCGAAAGAAAAGAAGAGCUAGGAAAGCAGAGAAAGUUAAAUUACAGCAAGACGUUGUCACGGAUGCAUCAGUUUAUGUCAGCGAUGAUUCAGAUGUGGAAAUGGGUGAAGAGAACAAACUGAAAAAAAUUCAGAAAGAAAUUGACAAGAAAAAUGGGAAAUUUGCUAGAGAUGUAGAACUAAGGAGAAGAAAUGGAGAGAUAUCUGAUGAAGAAUAUCAAAGGUUACAGAAAGAACAUAACAGUGAUAUACAGCGUUUGGUUAACAAGCUUCAAGAAGAGAAAGCCAGACAGCAACAGGCAGUGCAAAACAAGUUGGGCUCUAAAAAAAGUGGGGCUUGGCAAACCAAAGAAGAACAGGAGAAAAUGCUGGAUAAUCAACUAGCGGAUGAAGUGGCUGCAACAAAAUCUGAAGUAAGUGAAAUAGAAAUGCAGAUGGCGAGAGCAAAGACUCAAUUUGAGGAAGAAAUGAAAAAAAAAAGAAACAAGAUAUCUAAAGAAGAGUAUGAAAAAUUGUUAGCGGAACAUGAAGAGGAGAUGGAGAGACUGAGGCGGAAAUUGGACAGAGGAAAAGACCGACAGAGGUUGGCACUGUUGGAGAAGUUAGCUAACAGAAAGAAGAAAAGGGGGAUGAAAUUGACAGAGGAGGAGGAGAGAGCAAAACUUUUAGCAGCAUUGAAAAACAAAGAGGUUUUGAGUGAAGAACAACUGAGGCUAUUACAAAAAGAUAUUGCACAGUAUCGCAGUGAGUUUGAUGAAGACAUGAAGAAGAGAAGAUCACAGCUCUCUCCUGAAGAGUAUGAACGAAUUAUGGCAGAUCAUAAGAAAGAUAUGGAAGAUUUGGAGAAGAAAUUACAGCAGGAGAAAGAGAAGAUGGGGAUGAGUUUAGCUGAUAAAAUUGCAGCAAGGAAAAUGAAAAAGAAAGGCAAGACAACUCCUGAAGAUGAAGUUCUAGAUCAAAUUGGUGAAGAAAUAACCGAUAUUGAGGUUGAAAUACAGAAGAAAGAAAAAGAAUUUCAAAAGAAGAUAGAAAGAGGCAAAAUGUCCAAUGCUGACUAUGCAAAGUUGUUAGCUGAACACGAUGAGGAAAUGGAAAGGUUGCGAAGGAAGUUAGCAUUGCAGAAAGACAGGCAGCGUCAAAAAUUACUUGAGAAGAUUGCCGCACGAAAGAACAAAAAGGAUAUGAGAGCCACUGAAGAGGAGCAGCGAGCAAAAUUAUUGGCGGCUUUGGUUAGUAUGGGUAUAUAUAGUUUUUGUGUAGCUGUGUUGGUUAGUAUGGGGUAUACAUAG
Messenger RNA from Saccoglossus kowalevskii, 2454 nucleotides. RefSeq lists its product as uncharacterized. The record is from RefSeq and is a predicted model, not a curated record. NCBI's taxonomy places the organism in Eukaryota, Metazoa, Hemichordata, Enteropneusta, Harrimaniidae.